Messenger RNA from Leucoraja erinaceus (little skate), 954 nucleotides. RefSeq names its product crystallin, beta B1, like 3 (gene crybb1l3). Lineage: Eukaryota; Metazoa; Chordata; Chondrichthyes; Rajiformes; Rajidae. Gene Ontology annotation, biological process: visual perception; lens development in camera-type eye. Bases 136 to 765 code for a protein of 209 amino acids. The record is from RefSeq and is a predicted model, not a curated record. The transcript is spliced from 6 exons. Gene Ontology annotation, molecular function: structural constituent of eye lens.
UUCAAAAAGGGGGAGAAAGGAAAACAAGGUGCAAAUCCUCUGGGGGUAUAAAAACGAUGAGCUGCAGCCUAAACAUUACUGAUCAUACUUGUUCUUGCCUGGCAAAGCAGCGAGCUGUUGUUAGCUGUCAGCACAAUGUCACACAGUGGAACACAAGGCGGCAUUGGGAGCCACUCUGCAUCCGGCCUGCGCAGUAACAGGAUCAUCAUCUACGAACAUGAAAACUUCCAGGGGCGAUGGGUGGAUAUUAACGGCGAGUGCAGGAACAUCUGUGACCGAGGCUUCGACCGCGUGGGGUCCAUCCGUGUCGAGUGUGGACCGUGGGUGGGCUACGAGCAGCAGAACUUCUGCGGGGAGAUGUUCAUGCUGGAGAAGGGGGAAUACCCUCGCUGGGACUCCUGGUCGAACAGUUACCGCACUGACUGCAUGAUGUCCUUCCGGCCCGUGAAGAUGGACGGGCAGGAUCACAAGAUCUGUCUUCAUGAGUGCGCCAACUUUGAUGGAAGGAAAAUGGAGAUCUGUGAUGAGGACAUCCCCAGUUUAUGGGCCUACGGUUUCCAGGACAGAGUGGCAAGCAUCAAGGUCAACGGUGGAACAUGGGUGGGUUAUGAAUACCCAGGGUAUCGAGGCUACCAGUACGUGCUGGAAUGUGGACCUUACAAGCACUGGAACGAGUGGGGCGCCAAACAGCCCCUGAUACAAUCCAUACGCCGUGUGAAAGACCAGCAGUGGUACAAGAGGGGCUGCUUCGAGUUCACUCACUAAAGUGAGCCAAGCUUCCCAACAACCAUGGGAAUGAUUUUCAUCAACGCAAGUUCAAAAUCAUUUUCAGCCCAAACCUACCAUCACAAGUACUGUUAUACAUCCGCCAAUUCCCACUUUUAAAAUUAUAGUCAUUUUAUUGUCCUUGAUUGUCACGAUUUUCUUUAUUCUGACUACCGCCUUCAUUGGACA